Bombina bombina (fire-bellied toad) is the source of this 2935-nucleotide messenger RNA. RefSeq names its product gastrula zinc finger protein XlCGF17.1-like. Gene Ontology annotation, biological process: regulation of transcription by RNA polymerase II. Bases 138 to 1403 code for a protein of 421 amino acids. The record is from RefSeq and is a predicted model, not a curated record. The transcript has 8 exons. Gene Ontology annotation, molecular function: DNA-binding transcription factor activity; RNA polymerase II cis-regulatory region sequence-specific DNA binding. Lineage: Eukaryota; Metazoa; Chordata; Amphibia; Anura; Bombinatoridae.
AGGGGAUCUAGCUGUGUUACUCGAGAAUAAGGCUCCUGUUACUGUGAAGAUCAGGUACAAUACACGUCACUGCGUUUGUCAGUAAAGGAGAAACAUUAUAAGAAUAUCUGACAAAUUCAGUUCUGCUGAACAAGACAAUGUCUGAAAAGACUGAGACCCAAACCUCAGACUAUCCUGAUGCACAUGGAGGGCGUCUAGAGGAAAACCCGGGCACUGGGCUAUUAAAUGUGAAGGAAGAGGAUGAGACAGAUGACAUGAAUAGUCAUCAGACUGAAAUACAUUGCUCCCUCCCUGCCGAUGAAGAUAACACUGAUAUAGUGAAAGUUGAGAUAGCAGAAGAUCUGUGUGUGAGGCAUCAGCUGGAAACACCAGAUGAGGAAACCAGUGACGGCAUCAACCCAGACCAUAUGGAUGUGAUGCCUUCAGAUGGCUCAGCAGUUGAGUACAGAGGAGAACCGUAUGUGUGUGAUCACGUGAAGACUGAGGAGGAUGAAGUUCCUAUAAAUAUGGCUACAGGGCGUCUAGAGGAAAACCCGGGCACUGGGCUAUUAAAUGUGAAGGAAGAGGAUGAGACAGAUGACAUGAAUAGUCAUCAGACUGAAAUACAUUGCUCCCUCCCUGCCGAUGAAGAUAACGCUGAUAUAGUGAAAGUUGAGAUAACAGAAGAUCUGUGUGUGACGCAUCAGCUGGAAACACCAGAUGAGAAAACCAGUGACAGCAUCAACCCAGGUGAAUUUACAAACUGCAGUAAUCCUAGUCCUAGCCAUGGUGAAAAUACAGAUACUUGUUUCAAUCUUCUUCAAAAUCAAAGAUGCAAUGUGGGAAAUUUAUGUUCUGAAUAUGGGAAAAAAAUGACUAGGAAAUCAAAUCUUUUAGAACAUCAGAAAUUUCAUACAGGAGAGAAAGCAUUUCCAUGUUCUGAAUGUGGGAAAUGUUUUAUGAUAAAAUCACAUCUUAUUAGACACCAGAAAAUUCAUACAGGAGAGAAAGCAUUUUUAUGUUCUGAAUGUGGGAAAUGUUUUACCCUGAAAUCACAUCUUUUUAGCCAUCUGAAAAUUCAUACAGGAGAGAAAGCAUUUUCAUGUUCUGAAUGUGGGAAAUGUUUUGCUCGGACAUCACAUCUUAUUAGACAUCAGAUCGUUCAUACAGGAGAGAAAGCAUUUACAUGUUCUGAAUGUAGGGAAUGUUUUUCUCGGAAAUCACAUCUUAUUACUCACCAGAAGAUUCAUACAGGAGAGGAAGUAUUUUUAUGUUCUGAAUGUCAGAAAUGUUUUGCUCGGAAAUCAACUCUUAUUAGUCAUCAGAUAAUUCAUACAGGAGAGAAAGCAUUUUCUUGUUCUGAAUGUGGGAAAUGUUUUGCUCGGAAAUCACAUCUUAUUAGACAUCAGAAAAUUCAUACAUGAGAGAAAGCAUUUUUAUGUACUGAAUGUUGAAAAUGUUUUUACUGGCAAAGGAAAUUUUGUUUCUCAUCAAAAAAUUCAUACGGGAGGGAAAGGUUUUCCGUGUUCUGAAUGUGGGAAAAGUUUUGCUCAGAAAUAACAUUUUAUUGUGCAUCAGAAAAUUCAUAUGGGAAAGAAAGCAUUCUCAUGUUUUGCACAUGACGAAACUCCUGCGUUAACAUCAAAAGUGCAAGAGGUUUUUUUUUACUAUUGAUUACCAAUUACUAAUUUUUAUUUUAAAAAAAAUUGAAUUCUCUAUUUCUGUUUAUUUUAGAAAGGCUACUUAAUGUAUUUAAAAAUCCAUAAAAGUUUUGAUUUUAUUUAAAAAAACAAAAUCAAUCUUGUUUAUUGAAAUUGUGAUAAAUAAAAAAUAUUUCUUUCAUACAUGUGGUGAGAGUCCACAAUCCAUUUGAUUCUUCAGUGAGAGGGAUUCUCAGACCAAGUUGAGGCCUAUUUCCACAGCGUAAUUAGCGAAAUUUUCACAGUGCUCUGUUUCCAAUUUCUUUUUCACAAGGCAAUGUUAUCAAGUAGCACACAUCUACGCAUUUGAUAAAGGCCUUGCAUGGCUGACACGCGUAGAUGUGUACUACUUGAUAACACUGCCUUGUGAAAAGGAAUUUGGAAACAGAGUGCUCUGAAAAUUUUGCUAGGAAAUGGGAUUUCAAUGUGUAAUUCAAAUCUAACCACAAUUAAAACUGCUCAGAAAAACUACACUGCUAUUGGAAGCUGUAAGCCACAUGAUCGUCACUGAAUAAGAGAGGAGAAAAACCCACGGAUGACAGCAUACUAAAGAGGUACAUCAUCAGGUAGCCAGAUUGCACGGUAAAUGGCUAUUUAAAACCACUAUUGUACCUAGCUCUUGGGAGCCAUCGUCAUCUAUUUGGUUUUUCGAGCUGUUAUCUGGAAAAGUAGCGAUCAUGGUUAAUCAGAACCAACAAGGAAAACUAUCCAGCGUUCCUUUGCCAAAACUUUCCACAUUUCAUCUGCCUUUGCUAUAUUUACCCUAUUCGGUACUUAAAGGGAAAUUUUCCCAUUAGACUUGCCAAUAUAGCUCUACCAGAGUAUCAGCCAGUCAUUAUUAACCAUCACAAGAACAGUAGAAUUUUUAGAAUUGCAUACCACCUGUGUUUUUUUAAUAAGAUGUAUCAAUUGUGUUAAUAAAUUGAAUUCAUUGUAUUUAUUGUAUCAAUUGCUAGUGGUUUAGUUUUAUACAGAUUUCAAACACAUUUUUAAUACGUAUUUUAAAUAUAUAUUGUUCAUAUAUUUCUUGAAUCAAUUCAGUUUAUUCUUUGAUUUAUUUAUGUUUUAUUUUGAUAUAUUUCCUAGAUCCUUCAAUAUUUUGCUUUUGAGCGCAGGGACUUAUUCUUAAGUUAUGUAGUAUGUUAUAUGAUAAAUGUUAAAAAGUUUAACAGAGAUGUUGAUGUUCUAAGUUGUCAGACAUUUCUCCACAUUUAAAAGGGACAUUUAACUCAAAAUAAACUUUUAUUAUUCAGAAA